GAAUUUAUGAAGAGCACUGAAAACACCCUGUUGCUUGGACAAACGCCCUCUAUCUAUCUAUCUAUCAAUGGCUGGAUGUGAAGUUGAGGGAAGUUCGACAGGAUCAAUGGGUACAGGAAGUGUACUGGAUUUUAAUAAUACGGAGGAUGAACGGUUUCACCGCAGUGUUGCUAAAAAAAGAAAACGAGCAAAUAGCGAAGGUCAAAUUUCUGGUAAGGAAACGGUUAAAAAAGACAUAGAGAGGCUGGUGUCAUCUUUACCAAAGCUAAGCACUGUAUUCAAUAUUACAAAUAAAAUAGGAGAAGGUACAUUUAGUGCAGUGUACUGUGCUAGGCUGACAGACUACCCACAAGUAGAUACCAAGUUUGCAUUGAAGCACAUCAUACCAACAAGUCAUCCAAGUAGAAUAGAAAGUGAACUCAGAUGUCUUCAAACAAUUGGUGGUUGUGAUAAUGUGAUGGGAGUACAACUUUUAUUGAGAAAUGGAGAUAAUGUUGUCAUUGUAAUGCCAUACUUUUCUCAUGAUAAAUUCAGUGACUAUAUACUUGAUGUAUCUGUCAAUGAAGUCAAGGAGUAUAUGCGGAACUUGUUUAUUGCGCUAAAAAGAGUUCAUGAAUUUGAUAUCAUACACAGAGAUGUCAAACCAAGUAACUUUCUUUACAACAGAAAAACAAAACAGUAUUCUUUAGUUGACUUUGGUCUAGCACAUAAAGCCCCUGUACCAACUAAACACAGGCAAGGGACAUCUACUGCACCUACAACACCCAAGAAAAAGGCCAAACGUCUUCAGUCAUCGAGUGAAAACGAGAUGAAAUCUUCAAACCGUAGCCCUGCUAAGAGACAACUAUCAGAAGAUGGUAGAGUUCCAGCUAAAUUAACUGAAGUCAACCCUAAUACAGUUACUAAUCACAAACUAACACGACCGAAUACUUUCGCCAAGGCGUUUAAAUCGCCAAAACAAACUAUCACAGCAAAAAAAACAUUUGUCCCAAGUCGUACAAAAGUCCAAUCCAAACAUUUAUCAUUUGCUAAGAAUGAGUACCUUACAAAGAAAUCUGGUAUUUCAUGCGUGUCUCCUCAGCAUACAUGUGCAUGUUAUGGAAAACCUCAAGUGUGUUCGGUUUGCUUGUGUAGAAGUAAUCAAACUGCACCAAGAGCUGGUACACCUGGAUUUAGAUCACCAGAAGUUCUUCUCAAGUGUCCUGAUCAAACAACAGCUGUUGAUAUGUGGUCAGCUGGUGUAAUUUUCCUCACUUUGCUAACUGGACGCUACCCAUUCUUCAAGGCCCCAGAUGAUAUGACUGCACUGGCACAAAUUAUUAAUAUAGUUGGCAGUCAGGAAAUGAAGGCAGCAGCUAGGCAGUAUGGUAAACACCUGCUGUGUAGUCAAGAACAACCUGCUCUUGAUUUAAAAACUAUGUGUCAGAAACUUCGAGGCAAAUCUAGCGACAAAUCCCCAGAACAGUUGCUGAUCGCACGGAACAGAAAACUUGAAGAAUCCAUUGUAGAACCAGAAAAUGACAGUCCCCUCAGUGGUAAAAGAUGUUCCCCAAGACUUCAGAAAAUGAACAAAGAAUCUGCUCGGGAGAGAUCAUGGGACGAAGUGCCUGAUUGUGCAUAUACUUUAUUAAAGAGAUUGUUAGAUUUAAAUCCACACACACGAAUCACUGCCAGGGAAGCACUAAACCAUCCAUUUAUUGUAGGGGUAUAACCUUGUGUACAAAUUGACAUUACCCAUAUACAUCUCUAUUAGGUACCUCAGUAGAUGACAGAUUUGUGUGUUAGCACUAUGAGGACAAUUAACCAGUCAUAAUUUGGCGUCCCUGUACCAUACUGAUUGCAUAAUCACUUAUGGGUUACCUGGAAUAAUUGAUAGAAAUUUCCCCUUUUUCAGCUUGUGUUUUCUGUCAAUAAAUUUGGGCUUGACAGA
Saccoglossus kowalevskii is the source of this 1930-nucleotide messenger RNA. Its product is annotated as cell division cycle 7-related protein kinase-like. The record is from RefSeq and is a predicted model, not a curated record. Gene Ontology annotation, biological process: mitotic DNA damage checkpoint signaling; protein phosphorylation. Lineage: Eukaryota; Metazoa; Hemichordata; Enteropneusta; Harrimaniidae. Gene Ontology annotation, cellular component: nucleus. Gene Ontology annotation, molecular function: ATP binding; protein serine/threonine kinase activity.